GACACCGACCGAGACCGACGGGACACCGACGGGACACCGACCCGAGACCGACAGGACACCGACGGGACACCGACCGAGACCGACGGGACACCGACCGGACGCCGACGGGACACCGACGGAGAUGGACCGACGCCCCGCCCCGCUGGUCCGAGCUUCCCGCCUGAGCAGGAGCUCCGUUCCGGUCGGUGUCGGUUGUGGGAGGAGCCAACAGACUGACUUCAGGAGCCCGACCAGAAUCCCCAGAUCCAGAGUGUCGACCGGUUUCAACGUCGAGUCUCCGCACAACGAGUCCGACUGUCAGAGCGACAUCGUCUGGGACGCCGCCUCGCCGUCGCCCCUCCGACCUGGUAAACGAGGAAGAAGAGCUCCGACCGGCGCCGCGAGCAUCUCGGAGAUCGUCAGCAGGAUCGCUCCAAAGCACGGACGACCGGAGGUCACGGAGCCGACGCUGCAGCAGUGGAUCGGAGACAACGCCGCCAUCCCCUGCACGCCGACCGUCCAGGUCCCCAAACCCAGGAAGAAGUCCCCACGGACGAGCGGCGUUGACGACCUCCUGAAACUUGCCCGACAGUUCGACUUCAACAUGUUCCGUCAGGACGAGGACGAGCUGGACGACAUGCACCAGCAGAGUCUGGAGCUCCUGUCGGAGGACAUCUUGGAUUUUGAGAACGGCGACCAGAUUGACCUUUCACCUCCAAGUGCGGCGGCGGGGACAGACGCGGCGGUUGUAAUGGAUCAUCACACAGAGAGCGAUUUAGAUGCUCUGUUCGACGGACCAACCCAACGCGUGAGCGGAUGUUUGAGUCAGGUGUCGUCACAAGUUAAACCUGCUGUCAUUUCACCUCCCAGAGAGGCUUCUGGGAAAAAACCUGCGGCCGUUUGCUCCGGGGCAGCGAAUGAUGCGUUCGAGGACGACUGGGAUGACGACGACUUGCUGAGUGACCCUCUGGUGUUGGAGAUGACACAGAGUCCACAGAGGUUUGCGGCUCCAAGACACCAGUCGACACAGAAACCAGCCGGUGGCGUUAAACACCGGAGUGCGGCGAACGCUCCCGCCUGCGGAGGCGCUGGACUUGGCCGCCAAUCAGCUGCUUCCACGGCAGAAACAGGAAGUGUGAGACAAAGAGCGACUUUCAAACUGCUGUCGAGUCCUGAUGCGUUUUUGAGGACGAACCUGAGGGCGGAUUACAGCCGGAGACGGGCAGAGGGCGUUGCUGAGCAGAGCAGGGUAUCGAACAGUCGGGACACCGGAUCAAACACAGAGUCUGACCAGCGGAAGAGGACGACAGGUACCAGCUUCUCGUCUGCUUCGUCAGCAACAACAUCAACUCUGGGUUUCCCAAAGAAACCCCACGUCGUUCUCUCCCACAUGGGGCCCACGGCUGUCUCCGACGACCCGGACGACCUGGACGCCCUCUUCUCGUCUGACCCGGUGUGGGAUGACCCGGCCGACGACGACCUGCUCUGUGAAAUGUGUGACAACAUGGAGAACCAGAUCCGGAGCUCCUACGACACGUCCUCCAAACAGACUCCACCGUCGAACCAGAACGCAGCUCUACAGCUGGCCAAUCAGCAGCCUGUCCUCCACAAACAGACACCCGCCGCUCGCCCCGGUGGCCAGGCGGGUGUCACUGCAGGCCCACAGGUGGACAUGACAAGGGAUUCGUUCAGAUUCACACAGACUAAAAGUUCUUCAGGAUCCACGUGUUCGCUGGAGAGCACGGUGCAAUCAGCUCUUGCAGCGCCGCGGAACGAAGACCGGGUCGACUUCAGGAUCCCGACCGACCCGGCGUCCCCUUGGACCAACACAGCUCGCUGCUCAGCAGCAGAGAUCGAGCUGAAGAAGCAGCAGGCGAUGGAAAGACGACGACGAAGACUUCAGGCGUCGCAGAACCUCCGAGCUCCGACAUGACACACAACCGACAUGGACGACCUCUGACCUCGGCGGCCUGGACACAGAUGUGAUCAGGACGACCUCUGACCUCGGCGGCCUGGACACAGAUGUGAUCAGGACGACUCUAAACCUUCCUGAUAUAAAAAUGUUCUUGUAAAAUUAAAUUGUACGUUUACUCUUAUUUCACGGUUUUGUACUUUUUCUAUCGUCUCAUUUCUUUAAGGAAAAUUUCAAUUCAAGUUUAAAAUGAGUUUAAAAAUGUUCCAGCUGUGACGGUGGAAACAAACUGAAUUUUCACGUUAAUGAAUCUGCUGAUGAAUAAACUAUAAUAAUGAUUAUGUUGUCAGACGCGAGCUAGGCUAACGGUUUCCCUCUGCUUCCAGUCUUUAUGCUAAGCUAGGCUAAUUGCGAGGCCAGAAUCAUCUGUUUUGUUUUUAAAUAACAAGACUGAUUUUAAUCUUCAGCACUUUAUCAAACUGAUUUGAUUUGUUUCACGAAUAAAAUGUUAUUGAUUCUUAUUGAUCCUGAUCUUGUUUCAGCAGCAGCCUCUGCUGAAAUGUGGUGUCACGUGAUCGGCUGAUUGAUGAACGUUGGUUUAAUAAAAUAAAGAGGGAGGGGCCAGUGGAGAGGACGGAAUUAGGCUGGCCCACCUCAUUAACAUCUCUUACAAAUGAAAAGAAUGAAUUGAAUCGUUUCUUUGUAUUUUGGAGAGAAACAGGAAGUGACGAGACGUGAAAAGACCAAAAUUCACUUCACUCGUUAAACUUUUUUAUUGGCUCUGAAACGUUUCAUGUCAUUUCUCUGUAAACAUCAACCAAACGUCUGAAAUACAAAAUCAAAUACGAGACGACUCAUGUUCACAUCACUUCGUCUAACUAGUCAUGUGACGACGACUCAUCAUGCACCAAGAACUCACUGUACAACUUCACACAGGAAACGCUGCGUCGCCAUGACGACGGGGCACCAACAUGCACGUGUGCACGUCGUAGUGAAGCGAAGAAGAAGUUUAUUUGAACAGAUCCACAUGCAGAAGAAGAGACGGAGCCGCUCAGCUCGUCAUCAUGCAAAAACACGAGUCACCGACGCCAUCUUGUUCUUGUGUCGACACUGAAUAAAAGACAACGUGAGCGUCCGGAUGUUGAAUCUCUGACAGCGACCCGACACAAACAGACCACUUAAUCACUAUUAAUAUUAUUAUUUACACAAACGAUGGGCUUCAUCUGACGGACUGAGUCCUCGGGAGUCGUGUUUGAUGGUUCAGAGAAAACGUCGACGAAGUCGUCGCUCUGCGAGUCGGAAAUAAGUCACGGAACCCGAAAGGAAGUCGGACAUUUUGAAUUGAUUGUUCAGUUCUCGUCAGUCGUAUCAUCCUCAGUUAUUCACGUCGAUGUGUUCGGAUCUAAACGCUGCGACGCCUCAUUUCUUAUCUGGUUCAGCUUCCUGCGCGUCACGGCGCCACCUGCUGGAGCAGAACAAUACAGGUGAUGAACUUCGGGUCGAGCAGAACGUGACGGAUCUUUGGAUCGUGAGCAGACUCAUCGGCGACAGUUCUGAUAAAGGAGAUCGUGGAGUUUCUGGGGUUCUAGUUGUAAACAGGAAGUGACGUCGUCUUCAUCAGAUCUUCACGUCGUGACAUCACGUUUAAUAACAGAAGCGAACGCGUCAUGCAGCGUCCGAGCAGA
Molecule: messenger RNA, 3576 nt
Organism: Scophthalmus maximus (turbot)
Lineage: Eukaryota; Metazoa; Chordata; Actinopteri; Pleuronectiformes; Scophthalmidae
Gene: etaa1a
Product: ETAA1 activator of ATR kinase a
Exons: 6
Coding region: 122-1912 (596 amino acids)
Source: RefSeq, a predicted model, not a curated record